This is a messenger RNA of Acanthaster planci (crown-of-thorns starfish), 5436 nucleotides long. Its product is annotated as polypeptide N-acetylgalactosaminyltransferase 1-like. Gene Ontology annotation, molecular function: polypeptide N-acetylgalactosaminyltransferase activity. NCBI's taxonomy places the organism in Eukaryota, Metazoa, Echinodermata, Asteroidea, Valvatida, Acanthasteridae. Gene Ontology annotation, cellular component: Golgi apparatus. The record is from RefSeq and is a predicted model, not a curated record. Gene Ontology annotation, biological process: protein O-linked glycosylation.
AAAUCCAAUUUUGUGUCAAAUCAAAAUGGCGACCAGCACUGGCGCAGAGGAUCGUUUGCUGCCAACGCGGCCGCGCCGCUAUGUCUAUGCCUAGGAAGAGUCGUCAUCGCCGCUCUUUGAAGUGAACUGAGCCACACCCCUACCUCAAAGCUCAGCACUCGGAGCAACUGGAACCAACCCCCACAAGGCAGAAGAGAAGCGAGAAUUGGACUCCUCAUGCACAUCCUCUGUCAGUAAUUUUGACGGGCCAUCACAAUAUAACUCCGCUUGUGUCUUGGGAGCGCAGGUUUUUCUACCGAUUCCUACUUACUUUUUUAUUUUAGCAGCUGCAAUCUUGGAACUUUUGUCGACAACAUGUUGCCCAAACGCCGGCAGUGUAAAAUCAUCAUCGCGACAUCCCUAGUAUGGAUUCUUAUUGACUUUGGACUGUUGUUAUACUACACCGCGCCUUGCAUCGGGCCCGGCUGUGCUAAGCAAGAUAACGAGAAUAAACAGGGGCCGUUUCAACGGAUCAUAGAGAGGGCGAACGAUUUCAUGAAACGCAGGCCUGAAGAAAGAAAACAAAUAGAGGUGCCUCGGCAGUUUAACUCAGACGGUCCAGGGGAGAUGGGCAAGCCAGUCAUCAUUGAGCCGGAGAACAAGGCCGAGGCAGAGAGGCUAUUCAGAAUCAACGAGUUCAACCUCAUGGCCAGCGAUAGAGUAUCGGUUAACCGGUCACUCCCAGACGUCCGUCCCCGCGGGUGCGCCAAUAAAGUUUACCCCAAAAAUCUACCCACGACCAGCGUGAUUCUGGUGUAUCACAACGAGGCGUGGAGCACGUUAUUACGCAAUGUUCACAGUAUUAUCAACCGGUCGCCGCCGGAUCUGCUGGCCGAAAUCAUUCUGGUGGACGAUGCCAGCGAUCAAGAGCAUUUAGGUAAAAAACUAGAUGACUACGUAGGCAAGCUGCCCACAUCAGUACGCAUUGUACGCAUGCCAGAGCGAUCGGGGCUAAUACGUGCCCGCAUGACGGGGGCGGGGGUUGCCAAGGGAGAUGUGCUGACAUUCCUGGACUCCCACUGCGAGGCGACGGAGGGCUGGCUGGAGCCUCUACUGGCGCGAAUAGCCGCUGACAGGAAAACAUCAGUGUGCCCUGUUAUUGAUGUCAUCAGCGACGAGAACUUUGGAUACCAACAUGGGAACGAUCCGCAGAUGGGAGGCUUUGGCUGGUCACUCUUUUUCAAAUGGUAUCCCAUCCCCCACAGGGAGCGGGAACGCAGGCGAGGGGACAUUACAGAACCAGUCCAAUCGCCUACAAUGGCAGGCGGAUUGUUUGCCAUCGAUAAGAGCUAUUUCGAGGAGCUUGGUAUGUACGAUCCCGGCUUCAACAUCUGGGGUGGGGAGAACCUAGAACUCUCCUUCAAGUUAUGGAUGUGCGGCGGCAAGCUUGAGUUCGUCCCCUGCUCCCACGUGGGCCAUGUCUUCCGCAAGAAGUCGCCUUACCACUUCCCGCCGGGCACCAACUACGUCAACCGCAACAACAAGCGGCUGGCCGAGGUCUGGCUGGACGACUACAAGAACUUCUACUACCGCAUCUCGCCUGUGGUGGCCAAGACAGACCCAGGGGACUUGACGGAGCGACUGGACCUGAGGAAACGGCUGAACUGCAAGAGCUUCAAGUGGUACCUGGAGAACAUCUACCCGGAGUCUUCCUGGCCGGUGGAUUACAAGUCCAUGGGAGAGAUUCGAAACAUGCAAAACAACAAAUGCCUGGACACCAUGAUGAAGGAAAGCGGCCACAAAGUGGGCCUGUUCGGUUGCCACGGACAGGGAGGAAACCAGAUCUGGGCUAUGACUAGGCUGCAGGAGCUGCGGCAUGACGACGUCUGUCUGGACGUGGCCAGAGGCGGUCCCAUCAUGAUGCUGAGCUGUCACUCACAGGGCGGUAACCAGCAGUGGGCGUACAACGCAGAGACGAAGGAACUGAAGCACAGCAACGGAUUAUGCAUGGAUCUGUCAGACAAGUCUCAGGAUGAACCGGCUAUGAAGCCAUGCAACGGGCACCCCUCCCAGAGAUGGCAAAUGACCAGCUGGAAUUGGAAUGAGUAGGCUUAAUGGAAUGGGAAAAAAGCCAGAUCAGGUGGCCUAUUAUCACAGGAUGCCUGGGAAUUUGCCAUGGAAGUUGUUUCAGGAAGUUCCUAUGGAAGUUUUGUUGGCACGGAAGUUCUUGGGAAAUGCCUUGGGAGUUGUUGGAGGGGGAAAGGGAAGUCAGGCAUUUCGCUGGAGUUUCCUUGAAAAAUGAAUUUAUUGUCACUGGGGAAAAACUCUGAAGGGGAUCAGUGAAAUCCCAGAGAUGCUAAAUCGCAGCUGGAAAAUCUGGCAAUGGUUAUUGGAAUUUCCAUGGAGUUGAGAAGGGUUAUGGACUAGAAAAAUACCCAGAAUGAGAUCAAGCACUGAUGGAAGUCCUGGGAAUUUCCUUGAAAAUCAGUGAUGGAAAAUCCUGCAGUUCUGAAGGAAGUUCCUGUAAGGUUUCUGUAAAGAUUUACAUUCGAAAGUUAGAUAUUUGCCUAAUGGAGUUUCUUUGUGACCAUGAAGAUUCUCCAGUAAUUCAUAUGACUUCAGCAAACCUUCCAGAGAAGUUGUGUUCAGUGAUCUCUCUGAUUUGUGAAAAGUAUAACAGGAAUUGCUUUUAUGGAUGCGAGAAGACCAAUAAAUGUGGCGGCAGUUGAAUAUUAAUCCAAGGUCACAGGUUAAUCUCAGAGUGAAAAGUUAAAACCAAAAGUUUUUAAAAUCAGUAAGCCAAUAUAGUCAAACAUUCACGGGGGAAUUUACUGAAUUUAUGUCCAAAGUAAUGUUGCAAGAUGCCUGUUUAAUACAACUGGUGUAUUUUUUAUCUGUACGUGCGUUCGCAUAACUGACCGCAGAAGUUCAUGUUUUUGGGAUUGAAAAAAACACAACACUCUUCAUGAAAGCACAUGUGGUUCUGGAAAGGAGUUGGUAAAUGUAAAACUUAGAAGUGAACACCAUUCUCCACAGUUGCCUAAAAAUAGCUGGUAAAUCAAAGUGUCAAGAUCCGAACGCAGUAACUGCCAUUCCAUUCCGCACUGGCGUCUCAGUCAUGAACUGUGGACUGUGAUGUAAUGUCAGGAAAUUGAGUUUGGUUGGGUCAAGUUCCACGACUAGACGCAGAAUACCAUGGUUGCCUUCAUACUCCCAAGCAGAAUGUUCCCUUUUGUUGAUUUCGUAUCGUUUUAUUUUUUUAUCGACGAUACUACCAGCCCCAUCGCCAGUUUCAGGUAUUAAGGGGGAGGGGGGGUCUCAGCUAGGGGGACCACAUCGCAGGAACAAAAUAUAGUUGUCAUGCUUAUGCUUUUUACUGAUGGGAGGGGGCAGCUUCCCGCCAGGGGGGCCUAGGCCCCUCAGCACUGGGUACUACCUUUGGACAGCAAUUUGACUUCAUUUGUGCUGCCAGAAGACACACUGCCCAAAAUAUGGAAAGAAAAAAUUUACUUUGUGUUUAUUGUCUACUUUUUGGUGCAACUCCUUUCCUUAGAACUAAUUUAUGAAGAAUGUUUCAAUAGAGUUACAUUUCCAACUCCAUCUCCAACUCCUAAUGUACAUUUUUUUUUCUUAUUUGAUUUUCGGGAGUGUUAUCACUGGUCAUGUAUUAAAUGUUUGUCUUUCAUUGGCUUAACUAGUGAGGCACGAAGCUGUUUUAAUGUAGAUAAUGUACCAUCUUCGCAAAUGUAGGGUUAUUUUAAAGUGUCUUAAAAAGUCUGUUUGUUGUUAAUAGCAUAUACUUGCAGUGUCUUGCUUCACUGAUUGGUCCCCUCAAAGCAUGUUGCUUUAAUCUUGGUACAUUGGUCUGAAUAUGAGUUUGUUGGCUGUUAUCUUAGGCGUUUGCUUCUUGGACCAAAUUCACGGGAGACAGAAGUCACACAGUGCACUGGCAGAAAUGUUUUGCAGCAUUUAAAGUUUGUCUUUUCCUCGAAACAACCACAGUUUAAUUGAAUGACACUGAUCUAAUUUUUAAACUUGUUCAUUUGCACGACAUCGUUGCGCGGAAUGUUCUAUUAUGGCUCACACAUCGUGUCAUUGAUUAAACUAAGAUCAAAAUGCUGUUUUCUUCUGCUUGGAAUGGUGUGCAGUUUGCUCAAACUCUAGUGCAUGCCAGGUACAAUUUGUGGAUGAUGGCAUUUAUGGAAGGUGGGCAACUUAUCCCUUUAACUGUUUCAAGAAAAUGAGGCAUCAUUUUUUGGGGGGGGGGGUUGAAAUAGAGCAUGACGAUCUUGUCUCUGUUCUUGUAGAUUUGUACAGUGUUUUCUAUCUGGUAGGUGCAAAAAACCAGAGGAUAAUUAUAAUAACAAUCAAAGUGUGUGUUUAUAAUGCAAAUUUCAUUAAUUAACCUUGAUGAACUGGCUAAUUUAGAAACUAAUAUAUAUGAAUACAGACAUUAUUUUUCCAGGAAUUGAUAUCAAUAUGGCAAAAGCAGAGCUCUGUGUAAAUAACCCUUUUUUGGAAGGGUUUGUCAAACUUUUGUUUAUGCACAUAUCUAAACAAUGCCUGCUCAAGCCUCAAAUAAUAAUACUAAUUGUUGCCAAAAGAUUAGUGUAAAAAGAACUAUUCAUUUAACACUGCCCUCUGUUGGCCGCAUUGAUCAUCGCUUUUAUUCAAAUUUUAUACAAAUUAUCACUGUGGCCUUUCUUGUGCAACGGGAAAAGAAAAAACUUAGUCGAGCCCAUGUUCGUUUUCAUCUCAUGUACUCAGAUACCAUUCUGUUUGGAGUGUGAGCUGAUUGAUGUGACAGUCUCCCUCUAAUCUGAUCGAAAUUUGAUGGAUUUUAUUUUGGGGGGGGAGGUAAUUGCUUGCAGGAAGGUUCAAAAACAGAAGUGUUUUCCUAAUCAUCAAUUUAAGAUCUGUCCCAUCAUCAUUUCAGUGCAGAACUUGUCACAGAGUUCGAAUUAUUCCAAUAACAGACAUCAGCCAAAUUUUGUACAAAGUUAGACGUGAUGCUUUGGACAGGUUGGAAGACAGCAAGGAGAAAAUAAUGGUUUCUGUUGGAUAGUUUGGAGAUAAAGAAUUAGACUUCAACAAUAGAAGACAAUCAAAUUUGUACCAACGUAAAUGCAUAGUUACUGUGAUACACAAGUGCCUUUAAUUGUAUUGUUAAAAUUAAUUUUAGGAGAAAUGUUGUGAUGCAUUGUGUUUCUAUUUUCCCUUUGUAUUUAAUUUCAAAGCAUGCAGCAGUGACAUUUUGUCAUUUCCCCUAUUUUAUUUUUGGAAUCAUUUCAUAGUGACCGACAUCAAACAGUAAUGUGAUUGGUUGAUGUCACUCGCAUGACUUGCUAGUUUAGGUUAGUUUUCUUUUACUUUAAUGGAAAUGUCAAGCAAUAUUUUAUCUUAUAUGUGUACAAAAAUAAAUAAGAGAAAUGUGCUUAAAAUUUCCUUUGGCAUCAA